Molecule: messenger RNA, 1503 nt
Organism: Microdochium trichocladiopsis
Lineage: Eukaryota; Fungi; Ascomycota; Sordariomycetes; Xylariales; Microdochiaceae
Exons: 4
Coding region: 1-1503 (500 amino acids)
Molecular function (GO): hydrolase activity, acting on carbon-nitrogen (but not peptide) bonds
Source: RefSeq, a predicted model, not a curated record
AUGUCCCAUAUACUUCUAAAGAGCGGCACUGUGCUAAUUCACAAUGAAUCUGACGAGGUCACUGUCCGGCUGGCUGAUGUGUUGAUCAAAGACGACCUCAUACAUUCAAUCGAAGAUCAUAUCGAGGCGCCCGAAAAUGCGACGAUCAUCGACUGCCACGGAGGGAUCGUGUCGCCAGGAUUUAUCGACACCCACAAGCACAUGUGGCAGUCGCAGCUGAAAGGGACCCAUUCGGAUCAGAUUCUGUUCGACUACUACCACUCCGGCAACCUAGCAAGCUCGCAUUACGAACCCGAGGAUGUCUUUUGGGGAGUCCUGAGCAGUGCCGCGGAGUCGGUUGACGGCGGCACAACGACGGUAGUCGAUCAUGCGCAUAUGAACUACUCGGCUGAUCACAGCAAGGAGGCUAUCCGUGCAACUGUGGGAUCGGGCAUUCGGUCCGUCUUCUGCUACUGUGCCCAGCCUCGCGUGACUAGCUGGCAGCCCGAGUUGAAGGUGGACAGCAACCCCGUCCCCGGCUGGGUGAUGGAGACCUUCCGAGAAUUGGCCGCGAAGCAGCCCUUUGGUCCCAGAGGCAGGGUCCGGCUGGGUUUCGCCAUGGACACCAUGUUUGUGCCGGAGCAGGUCUUGCAGGACACCUUUGCCGAGGCGCGCAAGCACGGGGCUCAUCUGAUCACCUCGCACGCCACCAAGGUGGGCAUGUUUGAUGCGCCAUCCACCCUCGCCGUCUUGGAAAAGGGCAGGUUGCUAGGCCCCGACAUUCUGCUCUCCCACGCCAAUGCAACAUCGGGAGAAGAAUUGGCCCAUCUGGAGAAGACCGGGGUGCACCUGUCCAGCACACCACUGUCGGAGAUGCAGAUGGGGCACGGGCACCCGGUGUGUCUGCACCCCGAGUUCCAGCCGCUAGCCUCGCUCGGCACCGACUCGAACAGCAUAUGUACCUCGUACAUCCCCGCGCAGAUGCAGAUCGUGCUGCAAGCCACGCGCUCGCGGCGGACUGAGGAGCAGAUGAGGAACGGGAACAGCGAUGCCACCAUCGGCCCAACCGUCAACAACGUCUACAACCUCGGGACCAUCCUCGGGGCGCGGGCCAUCGGCCUCGAGCGCGAGAUCGGCAGCAUCGCCGUGGGCAAGAAAGCCGACAUUGUAGUGUUCCAAGGCCGGAGCCCCGCCAUGCUCGCCGUCUCGGAGCGGGACCCGGUGGCCAGCAUUGUCCUCUUCAGCUCCGUGGCGGACGUCCAGACCGUCAUUAUCGACGGUGCCAUUCGGAAGAACAACUUCUCGUUACGCCCCUUGUCUGUCCCCAAGGACCUUGAAGGGGCAGGGGACGACCCCGCUGCUGGAUCGACGUUGCUCGAAUGGACUGAUGUGGUGGCGGAGGUCUCCCGAAGCUCUAAGAAGAUAGAGGAGGGCAGAGCGAAGGCGGGUGAUCAAGAUGCGGCAAGGGAUGGGCUCAUCAAAUACUUUCUUGGAGCAAUGGUAGAGGCAGGGCUUAUGAAAUGA